AUGUCUGCCCCUUGUACCUUCACAAAGCUUUCAAGCCGCUGGCGGCUGUCUCUCAGACUCCCCACGCACACGAGGAAUUAUGCCGUUCAGGCACCAGGCAGACCGACAUUUGAAGUGUUCAAUCGAACAGUAAAGCAUAUGCAAAAAGAUCGCGCUGCUCGGAAUGUCGAACAAAGUCGUCAGGUGGAUUAUAUCAAAGACGAGGUCGCAAAGAGAUUAUGUGAAAGAUUACUGGAUAUCAAAAGGUCUUUCCCGAAUACUCUCGACCUCGGCGCAAACAGUUGCAACAUCGCUAGAGCUCUAACAGCUCCCAACCCGGACCCCGCGGUCGAAACAUCCCCCCCUCUAUCCGACCGGAUAGGCGCUCUCACAUGCAUCGAUACGUCGCAUGCGCUACUACAUCGUGAUGCAGAAGAUGAGUUUAACAAUCAGAUAUCUAUUCAGCGAGAAGUAAUUCCCGACCUGGAAUCAUUACCUUACGAAGCAAAUACCUUUGAUGCCGUCCUGUCGUCUCUCUCGAUCCAUUGGAUCAAUGACCUCCCGUCUCUGUUGGCGCAAAUCAACAAUAUCCUGAAACCCGAUAGUCCGUUCAUUGCAGCAAUGUUUGGUGGUGAUACGCUCUUUGAACUGCGUUCUUCACUGCAAUUGGCAAACAUGGAGCGCCGUGGCGGUGUGAUUCCGCAUAUCUCACCUCUAGCUGAUGUCAGGGAUGUCGGAGGUCUUUUGACAAAAGCAGGUUUCAAGAUGCUGACUGUGGAUGUCGAAGAUAUUGUCGUUGACUUUCCUGACACUUUCGCAUUGAUGCAGGAUCUGCAGGCUAUGGGUGAGAGUAAUGCAACCGUGCAGAUGGGUACUCUAUCGAAGGAUGUUCUUUUGGCAAAUGAAGCUAUUUACCGAGAGUUACACCAGGAGGAAAUAGACGCUGAGCAUGGCCAAAGCGGUAUCCCGGCUACUUUUAGAAUCAUCUUCAUGAUAGGAUGGAAAGAAGGGGCCGGGCAACCAGAACCUCUGAAGAGAGGUAGCGGGGAGGUCAAUCUUAAAGAUAUUUUGGGUGGAGGUGACUUUGAACCGAAAUAG
Talaromyces amestolkiae is the source of this 1077-nucleotide messenger RNA. RefSeq lists its product as uncharacterized. The transcript is spliced from 2 exons. Gene Ontology annotation, biological process: mitochondrial respiratory chain complex I assembly. The coding region runs from base 1 to 1077 and encodes 358 amino acids. Gene Ontology annotation, cellular component: mitochondrion. Gene Ontology annotation, molecular function: S-adenosylmethionine-dependent methyltransferase activity. NCBI's taxonomy places the organism in Eukaryota, Fungi, Ascomycota, Eurotiomycetes, Eurotiales, Trichocomaceae. The record is from RefSeq and is a predicted model, not a curated record.